GGGCCGGGAGGCGGCGGGACUGCACAGCCCUGCACUGCACUGCCCCGGGCGAGGCGCGGCGGUGCGACAUGUCCCACCAGACCGGGAUCCAAGCUAGUGAAAGUGUUAAAAACAUCUUUGUUGGAGCCAGAAAUGGACAAUACAGGCUUUUAAAAAUAAUCAUUGACAAUGAGCAGCUUAUUGUGGGAUCAUCUAGGCAGCCAGUUGGAUCAUGGGAAAAGGAUUAUGAUGCCUUUGUCCUUCCCCUACUUGAAGACAAGCAACCAUGCUAUAUAUUGUACAGAUUAGAUUCUCAGAAUGCUCAAGGAUAUGAAUGGAUCUUCAUUGCAUGGUCACCUGACUACUCUCCUGUUCGUCAAAAAAUGUUGUAUGCAGCAACUCGAGCAACACUUAAGAAAGAAUUUGGAGGUGGUCAUAUUAAGGAUGAAGUAUUUGGAACAGUACAGGAUGAUGUUUCACUGAAUGGGUAUAAAAAGUAUUUGAUAUCACAGUCCUGCCCUGCACCUCUGACUGCAGCAGAAGAGGAGCUUCGGCAAAUCAAGAUUAAUGAGGUACAGACAGAUGUUGGUGUAGAUACCAAGCAUCAGACAUUGCAAGGAGUGGCAUUCCCCAUUGCUAAAGAAGCCAUUCAGGCUUUGGACAAGUUGAAAAAUAAGAAACUGAAUUAUGUACAACUGCAAAUUGAUAUGAAAAAUGAAACUAUUAUGUUGGCCAACACACUUCAUACUGAACUUAAGGACUUGCCAAGAAGAAUUCCAAAGGAUGCUGCACGUUACCACUUCUUCUUGUAUAAGCAUUCCCAUGAAGGAGACUAUUUGGAAUCCAUAGUUUUCAUCUAUUCUAUGCCAGGGUACACCUGUAGUAUACGAGAACGAAUGCUCUACUCUAGUUGCAAAAGUCCAUUGCUGGAAAUUGUAGAAAGGCAAUUGUGGAUGCCUAUCAUUAGAAAGAUUGAAAUUGAUAAUGGUGAUGAGUUAACUGCUGACUUUCUUUAUGAGGAGGUCCAUCCAAAACAACACGCUCACAAACAAAGUUUUGCUAAACCAAAAGGUCCUGCGGGGAAGAGGGGAACACGAAGACUGAUCAGAGGUCCAGCAGAGACUGAAACACCAAGUGAUUAGAAACCAUUAUUGUGUUUGUUACAAAGCAUUACAGUAAGAAGUGAAAUCCUGGCUUUUGGUAAUGAACUGAAAUCAUUCCAUUCCUAGACACUAGGGAAAAAAAGAAGCUCUUUUUACUCUUCUGACCUCAACACUUUUUUAUAUUGUUACAUAAUUAUAUUUCUGUUGACCAUGUUUCAUGAGAUGUGGAAGAGCUAAUUAUUUUAAAGCUAGAAGAGGAAAACUAAACUAGUACCCCUUUAUUUUAAAAUAGAAUCCAUUAUUUAAUAGCUGUAUGUGUGAUCAUAAACUUUGCAAACAUGACUAUUAAGCCCAUGUAUUCAAGUUGCAGCUGUGUGCCUAGAACCUGUAUUCUUAUAAGUAGCCUAUUGAAACCUCUGUGAGUUACCAUGUGAUGGGAGCUGAAGGACUAUAUAGCUGAGUCCCACAUACAUCUUUGUUUUUCCUGGUAGCUCUAAGGGACAGUAGUACAACAGAAGCAUUUCUUCAGGUUUUGAUAUGAUGCAUUGUUGUGUUGUUUUGUUUAAUAGAAAAGAUAAACUAAAAUGAGUUAUCCAUCAUGUAAUGUAAGCAUUUAGGAGUAUCUGGAUAUUUUUCCAUGCAAAAGCAUGGUAAUUUCAAAUUUAUAAAUAAUUAUGUGGAAUUGUCCUGUAAAGAAAUGACAAAACCACUGUAGCUUUUCCAGACUGCUAUACCACUCGUAAGCCUUACAUAUUAAGUAUUGAAUUACCAAAUAAAAGGUGAUUAAAAGUGCAUGAGUUAGUAUACUCAGUAGAUUAUGGAUCUGCUUUCUAAGCAGUAUGCUUAAAGUUUCUAAUAAAUAAUUGAUUUUGUGUGCUCUUGGAUCUAAAACUGCAAAUUUAGUAAAAAUUGAAAAUUGCUUCAUAAUAGUGAAUUAUUCUUGAGAUUCUAGUGUGUUUGCAGCAUCAACUGAAAUUCUAACUUUCAAAGCAUUCUGAAAAUUACUUUUCCUAUAUGCUUGAACCUUAAUAGCAACUUAAAUCUGUAGUAAAAUCCAACUAGGUCUUGAAUAAGCCAGCACCUGACUAGGACAUUGUCUAUUUUUCCUCUUCCCCUUCUCCAAAAUGGUAAAAUCAGCCAGAAUGGUCUAAACUUGACUGAACCAUGAGUAAUGUGUUUAAUAGGAAGAAGAAAAACAGAUUAUUUUAAUAAGUGGAUUAAAUGAGAAUUAGAUAUGGAAAUGAAGUAUUGGAUGACCUUAAAUAUUUAAAAUAGUGUAAUGAGGCCAGUACUAGUGGAUAGAUUAUAUUCCCCAGUGGGGACUUUAGUGUCUUAUAUGUCAGCUUUGUGGUUUUUGAAUUUAUUAUUUUUUGAAAGCUACAUGGGAGUUGCAGGUCUUGGUUCACUGCAUAUUAUGGUAGAUGGUGGCUGUACAUGUUAUUUAGCCAAAUCCCAUGUUUACCUGGUGGAAAGUAGAUUUCAACCCAGUUUUGAAGGGAAAAAUAUGUUUUGACACCAUGAGUUCCUGAUAAAAUUUGUUUUACUUUAUAUAUUAUUUGGAGAUCCUAGCUUGUUACUGACAUCUGAGAUUGCACUAUAUAAUGUGAAGAUUGCAAUAGCUGUUGGUUUCACUGUGGGUUUUUUAUAUACAGGAGAAAUUUGUCACCUCAGCUUUCUUCAUUUAAUCUUAUACACUACAUCAAUCCAAUUCAAUGGCUCUUGAUCGUCAGCUAAUCUGCUUGCCCUUAGCUACAGUGUUCUUUUUCUGCCUCCUGCCUUCUCCCUCUAGGGCAAGGAGCUGGUCUGUGGAAUGUUUCUUCCAUGUCAGGAGUUGUUGUUCCACCUGUCAGGCAAGUGUUGUUGUUUAAACAUGGCUAAUGUGUGUCUGGCUCACUGUGCACUGUAAUUAAAUGUAUUCUUAUUUGAGCGCUGAAUCUUUUCAGUAGAACUAAUUCACUCUGAGUUUUGGCUUGGUUUUGUAUUGUUUUGUUUAUUUGUUUUUUUAAAGAAAACCUUUUAGUGUAGCUGUGAAAAAUUACUGCUGGAGAGGGUUUUGUACUUAGUAUUCCUGCCCAUGUGUCACCAUACCAACAGUGCACAUACAGUUUUACACUUGUUUGAGCCACUAAAGAAGUUCAGCUUCUCAAUUCUAAAUGUUCUAAAUAAUGAGCAGUUUGACCUGAUAUGGUUAUGUACCUGCUGGGUUUUGCCUUUUUCCCCCCCCUAAUCCUGCCCUAGCUGGAUGAGGGUAGGAGGUAGGAAGCUUAAUCUGGAUGGUGAGAGCUGUUUAAAUGAUUAUGUGAGGGAAUUUAUAACAAGCUGCUUUAUAUUUUAGUCCAGACCAGACAUAGUAAGUUAUCUUAUUUGAAAAUAUUCUAUGUGGAUGUACAAAGCCCUGACCAGCCAGAAGAAAAUAAUGUCCUGAGCAUAUUUUCCACUCACCUUUUCCCUAAAAGAGAACUGUACGAAGUCUUGCACUGCCAAUGGCCUCUCCAGGCCUCGUAGCUGUUCACCUGACAAAGCAAUAAGAAGCUUCUGAGCUUUUUGUGAGAUUUAUAAUGUUUACAUCUGUGUAGUUGCCUCACAUAACACUACUGCUGUUACUGAAUGAUCAGAGCCAGCAUAAAAUGAGGGCAUUCAUGAAAGUUGCUCCUUUACUCUGAUCAAAUAAUAAUUGAAAGUGUCCAUUCAAAAUUGUUGUUUGCCUUCAGAAAGCCCAGAAGCAAUGCAUCUGCUUGCAGUUAAUUCACAAGCUAAUAAAUAGUUGUCAAUUAACAUGACAGGCAAUUAUUCUUCAAAUGUUUAUGUUGCAAGAUAUGGAGAAUUUGAUGUUUUAGAACACUCCUAUCAGGGGUCUGUAAAACUAAUCAAGGUAAUCAUUGCUUUAUUACUUUGAUAAACACUUUGAUCAAGGGAACUUUUGAUUGAUGGUGUCUGUAUUCAAUGAAAACCAACUUUAGAUGGUAAAAUUUACAGUUUACCUUCUCUAUUUUCUAGUUUACUUUAUAAAUAAAGACUGAUGCUUUA
Molecule: messenger RNA, 4109 nt
Organism: Calypte anna (Anna's hummingbird)
Lineage: Eukaryota; Metazoa; Chordata; Aves; Apodiformes; Trochilidae
Gene: TWF1
Product: twinfilin actin binding protein 1
Exons: 9
Coding region: 69-1121 (350 amino acids)
Biological process (GO): barbed-end actin filament capping; positive regulation of neuron projection development; actin filament depolymerization
Cellular component (GO): myofibril; actin filament; cytoplasm
Molecular function (GO): actin filament binding; actin monomer binding
Source: RefSeq, a predicted model, not a curated record